AUGAGUACAGAUGUACGCAAUACACACUACAACGUCGAGCGCAACGUCGAGCGCCCCGUCCUUCAGAAGGGAGUAGACAACGAUACUAGCCUUGACACAGACGAGAAGCGAGUUCCGAAGCAAACCGUUCCUAUCUACAAUGAACUGGAACUAGCAUCGGAAAAUGAUCUAUCUUUGGGUAGCAUCCUCAAAGGUACAGCCGCUAGACCACUCACAAACUUCGAGAAAAAGGCGGCUCUGAUCAAUAGAGAGCUCGACAAGUUUGGCAUGGGAAGAUACCAAUGGUGUAUCUGGUUCCUGUGCGGCUUCGGUUAUUUCCUCGAUCUUGCGUGGUCCCAGGGUGUGGGCUUGAUCGCUUCAGCAAUCUAUCAGGAAAUGAACGUCGCUCCCAACCACUGGGGUAACAUCUGGUCAUGCGCCAAUGCUGGCCUCGCGGUCGGCGCUCUGACCUGGGGCAUCCUUGUCGACAUUAUUGGAAGACGCUGGGCUUUCAACCUUACCUGUCUAAUCACGUCGGUCUUCGGCCUCCUCCUCGCAGCGCCCAAAUACAACUACGGGGCCAUUUGCGGCAUCUACUUUCUGGCUUCCCUCGGGCUAGGCGGUAAUAUUCCAAUCGACGCCACGAUUGCUUUGGAAUUCCUUCCCCAGAAUCGUCGGUCCCUGGUCGCCCUUCUGUCUCUGUGGCAACCAGUUGGCGUCGUCGUUGCUUCCGCCGUCGCUUACGGUACCACUGCCAAGUGGCGAUGCGGGAGUACCACCCUUCCUGCCUGCAACACCGUUCCGAGCGGAGAGGCUUGUUGCUCAGUCUCAAGCAACAUAGGCUGGCGCUAUACUCUCAUCGUGCUGGGAUGCAUGACCCUCUUCGUCUUCUUCAUGCGAUACUUCAUCUUCAAGUUCUACGAGUCGCCCAAGUUCCUCAUCAGCAAGGGCAAGGAAGCCGAAGCUAUCGAGGUGUUGCACAAGAUCGCCAGGUUCAACAACGCUCUGCCACCCACCUUGACACUGGAACAGUUCCAGGCCGUCGAUGCUGAAGCCGGACCAGUCGCUCCCGCGGCCACGACCGGGAAUGUUCUCAAGAGCUUCGUGAACAGCUUGAAGCACCUGAAGGGGCUUUUCACCAGCAAGCUACAUACGUUCAUCUUCGUCUUACUUGCGAUCGCGUACAUGGGCGAUUACUGGUCUUUCAACUUGGCCGGCUCAUUCUUGCCCAUCAUUCUGCUCCGUAACAACGUCUCAAGCGGCCAAGAUAGUGUGACCGACACCUACAGGCAAUACGUUUACAUCUAUCUUCCUGGAAUUUUGGGCGCGGUUCUCGCACUGUUGACGAUCCAACUCCCGCUCCUCGGACGAAAGUGGUCACUUGUGUUCUCUGCUUGCUGCCAAGGCCUGGCCAUGGCUAUGUACACCCAAGUCAAAACGACAGCUGGCUACGUGGGGCUCAACGCCCUGGAAUACCUUAUGCAAACAUACUUCAACGCUGUUCUGUAUGCAUCAGCACCUGAGCUAUUCGACACGACCUACCGUGGCAGCGCGACUGGCAUGCUAUCCUGCCUGGGUCGGCUCGCUGGUAUCGUGGCACCUUUCGCUGGUGAGAAAUAUGUCGCCGAUGCCAGCUCCGGGGUUUUGUGGCUAGGAGCCGGAGGUAUUUGGCUCGCCGCCUUCGUAAUGGUUUUUCUACCAGUUGAAAUGAGGAACCGACAGAUGUUCUGA
Exophiala spinifera is the source of this 1710-nucleotide messenger RNA. RefSeq lists its product as uncharacterized. Gene Ontology annotation, biological process: transmembrane transport. Gene Ontology annotation, molecular function: transmembrane transporter activity. NCBI's taxonomy places the organism in Eukaryota, Fungi, Ascomycota, Eurotiomycetes, Chaetothyriales, Herpotrichiellaceae. The record is from RefSeq and is a predicted model, not a curated record. The coding region runs from base 1 to 1710 and encodes 569 amino acids. Gene Ontology annotation, cellular component: membrane. The transcript is spliced from 4 exons.